Elephantulus edwardii (Cape elephant shrew) is the source of this 1443-nucleotide messenger RNA. It is a transcript of the gene CA11, whose product is annotated as carbonic anhydrase XI. The coding region runs from base 357 to 1343 and encodes 328 amino acids. The record is from RefSeq and is a predicted model, not a curated record. Gene Ontology annotation, molecular function: zinc ion binding; carbonate dehydratase activity. The transcript is spliced from 9 exons. Lineage: Eukaryota; Metazoa; Chordata; Mammalia; Macroscelidea; Macroscelididae.
CUCGGGAGAGCUUAAUGAAAAGGGGACCAGGAGGGGGGUGUGGAUUCCAAGCCGAGAGGUAACCCCGGAGAGAGGCUGAAGGCAGAGAGAGGAGGAGGCUGAGUCGAGGUGGAGGGCAGACAGGAGGGUUUGGAGGAAAGAGGAGGUGAGGAAGGAGGAGAGGCAAGAGAGAGGGGAGAGGAGUGGGUUUGGGGGCUCCCCAUCCCCAGCUACUUUGGGAUUCAGGGAAUUGGGGCUCAUUGUUGAGGAGGUGAAGAAGCUUGGAAGUCCUGGAGCGAGAGGGUCUCAGAAAGAGGAGAGGGAGGAGCUGAGGGGGGGCAGGGGGUUGGGAAAGGUCCCUUCAAGGCCUCCUGGGGAUGGGAGGUGCCGCUCGCCUGAGCGCCCCUCGAGCGCUGGUACUCUGGGCCGCACUGGGGGCGGCAGCUCACAUUGGACCUGCACCUGACCCCGAGGACUGGUGGACCUACAAGGAUAAUCUCCAGGGAAACUUCGUGCCAGGGCCUCCUUUCUGGGGCCUGGUGAACGCAGCCUGGAGCUUGUGUGCUGUGGGCAAGCGGCAGAGCCCGGUGGACGUGGAGCUGAAGAGGGUCCUUUAUGACCCCUUUCUUCCCCCUCUGAGGCUCAGCACUGGGGGAGAGAAGCUCCGGGGAACCCUGUAUAACACUGGCCGCCACGUCUCCUUCCUGCCUGCGCCACGGCCCGUGGUCAACGUGUCUGGGGGUCCCCUCCUCUACAGCCACAGACUCAGCGAACUACGGCUGCUUUUCGGAGCUCGCGAUGGAGCUGGCUCUGAACACCAGAUCAACCACCAGGGCUUUUCUGCUGAGGUGCAACUCAUCCACUUCAAUCAGGAACUCUACGGGAACCUCAGCGCUGCCUCCCGAGGCCCCAAUGGCCUGGCCAUUCUCAGCCUUUUUAUCAAUGUGGCUGGCAGCUCGAAUCCUUUCCUCAGCCGCCUCCUCAACCGCGACACCAUCACUCGAAUUUCCUACAAGAAUGAUGCCUACUUUCUUCAAGACCUGAGCCUGGAGCUUCUGUUCCCCGAAUCUUUUGGCUUCAUCACCUAUCAGGGCUCUCUCAGCACCCCACCCUGCUCGGAGACUGUCACCUGGAUUCUGAUUGACCGGGCCCUCAAUAUCACCUCCCUCCAGAUGCACUCUCUGAGACUUCUGAGCCAGAAUCCUCCAUCCCAGAUCUUCCAGAGCCUCAGCGGUAACGGCCGGCCCCUGCAGCCCUUGGCCCACAGGGCUUUGAGGGGCAACAGGGACCCCCGGCACCCUGAGAGGCGUUGCCGAGGCCCCAACUAUCGUUUGCAUGUGGAUGGUGGCCCUCAUGGUCGCUGAGACUCCCCACCGAGGACUGCACCUGCCUGUCCCAAGCCUAUCUAGGAGAGGGAAGUCACCUCAAAACAAACCAAUUAAAGGGACAGAAUUCUUCCAGUUU